GGAAAACUCGACGUUAAAUCGACGACGUGAAUCGAGAUUUUCUCUGAAGCCUAUAAAUAAAAGGGAAACGUGUUUUCCUGUUACACCGCUGGAAUUUAUUGAUCCCAUUUAACGUGGCAUUCACUGUUUAUUGCCCUGCAACUUCCUAAUUCCAUUUCUGCCACUCGAAUCUCCUGGAGAAACAUGACUUCCUCAGAGAAGAAGGUUAUUCUUGUCACUGGAGGAUCAGGUUUGGUUGGACAAGCAAUUAAAACAGUUGUUAACGACAAAGAAAAAGAACCUAAUGAACAAUGGAUAUUUUUAUCUUCAAAAGAUGCCGAUCUUCUAGAUAGGCAACAAACUGAAGAACUGUUUGAGAGGACUAAACCAACACAUGUUAUACAUUUAGCUGCUAUGGUUGGCGGACUUUUCAGGAACUUAAAAUACAACUUAGAUUUUUUCAGAAAAAAUACUUUAAUGAAUGAUAAUGUGCUUCACAGUUCAUACAAGUAUAAGGUAAAGAAAGUUGUGUCUUGUUUGUCGACGUGUAUAUUUCCUAACAAAACAACUUAUCCAAUCGAUGAAUCUAUGAUUCACAAUGGCCCUCCACAUGAUUCCAAUUUUGGUUACUCCUAUGCAAAACGAAUGAUUGAUGUCCAAAAUAGGGCAUACCAUCAGCAAUAUGGAUGUCAUUUUACCUCAAUAAUUCCAACAAAUGUUUAUGGACCUCAUGAUAAUUACCACCUGGAAGAUGCUCACGUUGUACCUGGUCUGAUUCACAAAGUUUAUUUAGCCCAAAAAAACAAUACACCAUUGACAAUUUUUGGUACUGGAGCACCUCUGAGACAGUUUAUUUAUUCUUUGGAUCUAGCACAAUUGAUAGUAUGGGUCUUACUGCAUUAUGAAGAAAUUGAUCCUAUCAUAUUGUCUGUUGGAGAAGAAGAUGAAGUUUCUAUCAAAGACGUUGCUAAUAUGGUGAUAAAAUCAAUGAAUUUUACUGGAGAAGUAAUUUACGAUACCAGUAUGUCAGAUGGCCAAUUCAAGAAAACAGCCAGCACCACUAAACUUAGGAAAUAUUUACCAAAUUUCAAAUUUACACCAAUUGAACAAGGUAUCAAAGAUGCCUGUGAUUGGUUUGUCCAAAACUUUGAAAGUGCACGAAAGUGAAAUGAAGUUUCAUGCAAUGACAGCAGACUGCAAUUUUUGUUGUUUAACGAAUGAAAUAGAAAUUUUUUCUAAAUUUUUUUUCUGUGAAUUUUCAGAUUUGGCUAAAGGCUCUACAAAGCCAAAUUUGUGAGGGGCAAAAGGAUAAGUCCAUAACUCGCUAUAUUUUUGUUGGUGUAUAAUUGAAGAAUGAGGGAUGUUUAUACAGACAAGCUUGCAUACAUGGGCUGUAUGCGACAGAUUAUCAACAUGGGUUUGAUUUAGGAUAUGCCUAACAGAGAGCAUAAUAUUCAGUGUUUAAAGAAAUAUCUCCAAAGAAGGAUUUGCAUAAAAUGGACAGAUAAAGAAAUUCAACUUCUAUAGAUUUAUCUCCAAUUUGGGAAAUAAUUUAGUUAAUAUUUUUUAGAUGUUUUAAAACCAAAAACAGUCUUUAUGUUACCUUUACAAAAACAAGAAUACUUUAUCUUCUUGAGUGGUGUAUUUGUUUUACUUGGAAUCUUAUUGCUAACGCUAAGUGAUUUAUUAAAAUAUAAAAGGUUUUUCUUAUAAUGCAAGCAGAAUUUGAGG
Molecule: messenger RNA, 1710 nt
Organism: Octopus sinensis (East Asian common octopus)
Lineage: Eukaryota; Metazoa; Mollusca; Cephalopoda; Octopoda; Octopodidae
Product: GDP-L-fucose synthase
Exons: 10
Coding region: 184-1146 (320 amino acids)
Biological process (GO): nucleotide-sugar biosynthetic process
Molecular function (GO): GDP-L-fucose synthase activity
Source: RefSeq, a predicted model, not a curated record